GCACCACCAGGCUUUUUCCUCUUUGUGAAUUAUCCUCCCGAACAGCCUUAUUCUUUAUCUGCUAUAUUUCCUCGCAAAAGAAUUCAGAGGCAUUCAGACCAGAAUCAACGGAGCGUACCCCAGGCCAAACCAUGAAUUCGUUUACACUGGCAACCAGUCUCGCACGCGCCUCGCAGCGCUCGCUACUGGCAGGCAAGAUCGCCCCGAUGCUGGCAGGCAAAAUUGGCCAGCCGUUCACAGCCAUCAGCGCACAGUUCGCACGGAAUCUGAGCACCAGCAGACCCAGCCAUGUACCGGCGAUGGUCGGGCGCGCACAGUUCCUCCAGGCAUCCAGGAGCCAUGCAGCGGUGCGCGGUAUACUGCGCCAGAUCCCGGCUAAUGCGUUCAAGCGCAGCUACAGCACCUCCGGCGAGGCCAAGCGCACGGUGGAUGCGCCGAUCGUCGGGUACUGGUCGCUGUUCUGCGCAUCGAUGGUGUUUGGAAUCAUCGUGUGGGGCGGGCUGACGCGGCUGACCGAGUCGGGCCUGUCGAUUGUCGAGUGGAAGCCGAUCACCGGUGCAACGCUGCCGACGAGCGAGGCCGAGUGGGAGUCAGAGUUCGAAAAGUACAAGCAGUUCCCCGAGUACCACAAGGUGCACAUUGGAAUCAGCCUCGACGAGUUCAAGCGGAUCUACUUCAUGGAGUGGUUCCACCGCAACAUCGGGCGGCUGUUUGGUGUGGUGUACCUGCUGCCGGCAGCGUACUUUGUGUCGAAGGGCAUGGUGACGCGCACGGGCACCAUGAAAAUCGGCGGUCUGGGUCUGCUGCUGCUGGGCCAGGGCGCCAUGGGCUGGUACAUGGUGGCAUCGGGCCUCGAGAAGGAGCUGGGCGAGCGGUCCGACGCCGUGCCGCGCGUGAGCCAGUACCGCCUGACAUCGCACUUGACGCUAGCCUACUUGCUGUAUGCCGGUCUGUCUCUUUACGGCUGGAACAACUUCCGUGCCAACCGCCUGCUCCACAGCAAGAUCGCCAACCCCGACGCGCUGCGUGCUCUGCAGCAGAAGCCGGCCAUUCAGCGGUUCCGCCGCAAGAUCGCAGCCUCGGUCGUGCUGGCCAGCGCUGCCUGCCUGUCGGGCGGCAUGGUCGCUGGUCUCGAUGCCGGCUUGAUCUACAACGAGUUCCCGCAGAUGGGACUUGGUAUCACUCCGCCGCUUGAGGAGCUGUGGAACAAGGCCUUUGCCCGCGGCGACCCGUCGGCCAUGUGGCGGAAUCUGACCGAGAACCCAGCCACCGUCCAGCUUGAGCACCGCAUCCUGGCUGUGUCCACCUUCUUCGUCCUGUCCGCGCUGUGGUGGCAGGGUCGCCGUCUGCCGCUGCCCAAGGCGUCGCGCAUUGUGCUGCACUGCAUGUACGGCGCAGCCUGGCUGCAGGUUGCAUUGGGUAUUUCCACCCUGGUCAACUUUGUACCCAUUGCCCUGGCCUCAGCACACCAGGCCAACUCUGUGCUUGUGCUGGCGACAUCGCUGGGUCUGUACCACACGCUGCGCCCGCUGCCUCGCAUCAUCCCGCUGUAAAAAUUAAGGAUGCUCCACUCUCCGUUUCCAAAAAUGGC
Messenger RNA from Linderina pennispora, 1591 nucleotides. RefSeq names its product cytochrome oxidase assembly. Gene Ontology annotation, molecular function: oxidoreductase activity, acting on NAD(P)H, heme protein as acceptor. Gene Ontology annotation, cellular component: mitochondrial inner membrane. The record is from RefSeq and is a predicted model, not a curated record. Gene Ontology annotation, biological process: heme A biosynthetic process. The transcript has a single exon. Lineage: Eukaryota; Fungi; Kickxellomycota; Kickxellomycetes; Kickxellales; Kickxellaceae. The coding region runs from base 300 to 1553 and encodes 417 amino acids.